Monopterus albus (swamp eel) is the source of this 6817-nucleotide messenger RNA. It is a transcript of the gene otud7a, whose product is annotated as OTU deubiquitinase 7A. Gene Ontology annotation, molecular function: zinc ion binding; DNA binding; cysteine-type deubiquitinase activity. Gene Ontology annotation, biological process: protein deubiquitination involved in ubiquitin-dependent protein catabolic process; protein K63-linked deubiquitination; protein K48-linked deubiquitination. Gene Ontology annotation, cellular component: cytoplasm; nucleus. The transcript is spliced from 12 exons. The record is from RefSeq and is a predicted model, not a curated record. NCBI's taxonomy places the organism in Eukaryota, Metazoa, Chordata, Actinopteri, Synbranchiformes, Synbranchidae. Bases 2400 to 5267 code for a protein of 955 amino acids.
GGAGAAAACGUUGAACUGCAGUCAUCCACUGUACGCUGUCAAAGCCUGAUUUAAGCUCUGACACGAUCUUUGAUUGUUGUCCGGAAAAUAUUAAAAACACAUAAAUCACCACUUCUGCUUCUUCAUUACGAUGUACAUGAGCAAUGGAGUUUAUUUCAUAUGAAAUGAAGUGCCACCCACACUCCGUAUUCAGAUAUUUUGCUUAAGCAGAAGUUGCAGUACAAUAGUGCAAACAUUCUUUAUUACAAGUAAAAGUCUUACAUUUGAAAUGUAAUAUAAUUUACGGUAAAAGAAAAUCAGAAGUAUUGGCUGUGAAAUGUUUUUUGUUGUAUUUGUUGUCAUAUUGAAUUAUUAGAUUGUUGAUACUGAUGCAUUAAUGCAGAAGUGGCAUUUUACUGUUUUUUUUAAGCUGUAGCUAAUGAGUAUUACAUUUUAUACUUCUGGGUAGUUUAAUUUGAUGCACUAUUGAAUGUGCUGCAUGUUUUGUAAUUGAAAUCUUAAUCAGGAAAGUAUCACAUAGCUUAAGUUGUCAGAUAAUAUACAGUAUUUCCCUCUGAAAUGUAGUCAGUCAAAGGUAUUAAUAUAAAAUAUGCACAGGAGUUAAGUAAUCACCCUUAGUUACAUUCCACCACUACUCCUGUUGCCAUAAAUAUUCACAUGCACAUCAAAUGAGUAACAGCCUGCAGAAAAUGGCCCCUAAUGCUGUAAAUGCACUGUUUUCUCCUGUUUGAGUAGUGCUUGUGGAAAACUAGUGCCCAACUGUUUUAAGAGAUUAAUAUAGACAAAUAGCAGCCUAAUUUUAAAAGUAUAUUUUUCUACUGCUGUCAGUCACUGUCACUGUGUUGUAGCACUUUCAUAUUUUCAGAAGGCUGGUACAUUAUGUGCGACUAAUAUGCUAAUUGUCAUUUUGAUGAACAGGAAGCUGGACAGUCACAGCUUCUUCUGGCCCACAUGGUUUUAUGUCAGGUAGAAAAACACGCAGUAGGGUGUUUCUGAGUCAUAAGUACCUCCCACAGAGACAGUAAUCUCAACAAGGCUGUCCUUAAAGGAAAGCAUGAAGUCAUGACUUAUUGCAUAAGAUUCAGCUGUUUCUGUGUCUCGCUCCACACCACUAGGCUCAAGGAUUUUUGCCCUGCAAAGCAAUAUUGUGAAUCUGAUGUAAUGGGCAGCCUAUUAUUCUGUAUUAAGUUAAACGUCCACCCCUAGAUAGUGCAGUUAUGUGCACAUACAUGUACGUAUGUUGUCUCUUUGAUCGUCAGAGUAGGAGAGACUGACUUUCAAGGCUUUUAAAUAUCCUGUAAAAUCCUACAAAAUGCCUUUUGGUACUUAACAAAACCCUUUACCUCAUAGAUGUAUUUUUGGUCACCUGCUCCAGCAGACCACCCUGUGGUUCCUGUAAUUAGCAUGUACUUAAAUUCUCUCAGUACAGUAAUGCACAUGCAACACAAUGCAAAUAGCUGACAGUAACUAGGCCAGCUUAAGUGCAGCUUUGGCUCAUUAAUAAUGCAUAUGAUAAAGACUAAAGUCCCUAGGUCUUGAACAGAGAUACUUUUGCUCUCUGGUGCCGACAACCAAGCAGUGAAUCGAUGGAUCAAGCAGAGUAUCUGGAGGUCACUGACCUGAGCAGCCUUCAGACCUCUGGUUCGCACACAGAGGCCUGGUGUCAGCUGCAAACCUGGGGGUGUUUGUUUCUUCACUGACAAUGUUUUGAGAUCAGUCUUUCUGUCACCCACACAGCCUCUGGUGGAAUGAAAGCUAUGCAUGGACUCAUUCAUUCCAUGGACUGAGGGAGUGCACGCAUGUUCAUCUUGAAAGUGUUGAUUUUGACCUAACAAGGCAAUGCUUGUUCAUUAAUAGAGCCCUAUAGUGCUAUUGUAUGAGGUAAACAUGCUCACCAAAUAGGAUCAUACUAGACAGUGAAUUGCCCAACUCAACAAACAGUGACCUGUCAUCCUUCCUUGCUGUUCAACUCAGAGUACUGGUGUGGUGUAAGAUAUUUGAUCAUACCCAGAAACCCUUGGUCGACACUCAGUAGCAGGAAGAGGGUUAAUGUUGUUAUUAACAUAAGCGGUGGGCCAAAGGCUUUGCAGAUGAGCAGGUGUGUCCUGGAUACGACCUCGAGCUGUACUGUUGAUAUUGCAUCUGUGCUGCUGAAUAUUAUGUUAUGACUGUUGGCAAGAGCUGGGAGGAGCACUGGGAGUGGAGCGCUAUUCACAGUACUAUGAACUUUCAGCUCGAUGGAGCAUUACACAUCAGUACAAGCCAGCUGAGACUACGGCUGGGAUUAAAAUAGGAGAGAGGGGAAGACCAGUAACUGUUUUCUCACAGAGAUGAGAACGUGAAGGCUGGCGUCCACCAAGGCCACCGCUGCACCUUGGGCAGCGCACACGCAUGAUCACAUGACUCUGGACAUGGACUCGGUCCUGUCAGACUUUGUUCGGUCCACAGGGGCAGAACCAGGUCUGGCAAGAGACCUGCUGGAAGGUAAAAACUGGGACCUCAGUGCUGCUCUAAAUGAUUAUGAGGAGCUCAGGCAGGUCCACACUGCCAACCUGCCGCAGGUCUUCAAUGAGGGCCGCUACUACAAGCAGCCAGAGACACGUGACACUCCCACCCAUGUCAGCAAGAUCGACAGGCCGUGUGCACAGAAGCAGGAGGACAACACACAAGAGAAGCGUCUGUCUCGUGGGAUCUCUCACGCCAGCUCUGCUAUUGUCUCCCUGGCACGGCUGCAGGUGGCCAGUGAGUGUACCAGCGAGCAGUUCCCUCUUGAGAUGCCCAUCUACACAUUCCAGCUACCAGACCUCAGUGUGUACAGCGAGGAUUUCAGGAGCUUCAUAGAGAGAGACCUGAUAGAGCAAUCCACCAUGAUGGCUCUGGAGCAGGCUGGUCGCCUAAACUGGUGGUCCACCAUGUGCACCAGCUGUAAGAAGCUGCUUCCUCUGGCCACCACAGGGGAUGGGAACUGCCUUCUGCAUGCUGCUUCUUUAGGGAUGUGGGGCUUCCAUGACAGAGACCUGAUGCUGAGGAAAUCCCUGUACACCAUGAUGAAGAGCGGAGCAGAGAGAGACGCUCUGAAGAGGAGGUGGAGGUGGCAGCAAACCCAACAGAACAAGGAGUCAGGGCUGGUGUACACUGAGGAGGAGUGGGAGAGAGAGUGGAACGAGCUGCUGAAGUUGGCGUCCAGUGAGCCUCGCACUCACCUCAGCAAAAACGGAAACACCACUGGAGGGGUGGAUAACUCUGAGGAUCCAGUGUAUGAGAGUCUGGAGGAGUUCCAUGUGUUUGUACUGGCCCAUGUAUUACGGAGGCCCAUUGUAGUGGUGGCUGACACAAUGCUCAGAGACUCAGGAGGAGAAGCCUUUGCUCCCAUCCCAUUUGGAGGGCUCUAUCUGCCCCUGGAGGUGCCUCCAAGCCGCUGUCACUGCUCCCCUCUGGUCCUGGCCUAUGAUCAGGCUCAUUUCUCCGCACUGGUGUCAAUGGAGCAGAGAGACCAGCAGCGAGAGCAAGCUGUUAUCCCUCUGACUGACUCGGAGCACAAGCUGCUGGCACUUCAUUUUGCUGUGGACCCUGGCAGGGACUGGGAAUGGGGGAGGGACGACAAUGAUAAUACCAAGCUAGCCAAUCUCAUCUUGUCUCUGGAGGCCAAACUCAACCUGCUGCACAACUACAUGAAUGUAACAUGGAUCCGAAUUCCAUCUGAAGCAAGGGCUCCCCUGGCUCAGCCUGAGUCUCCCACAGCCUCUGCAGGUGAGGAUGUCCAGUCUCUAGCUGAGUCCAUGGACUCUGACCGUGAGUCUGUUGGCAGCAACUCUAACGUCAACACCGGUAAGCCCAUCAAGGAGAAGGACAAAGACAAGCAGCGCAAGGACAAAGACAAGAGCCGGGCUGAUUCUGUAGCCAACAAACUAGGUAGCUUCAGCAAAACCCUGGGAAUCAAACUGAAGAAGAACAUGGGAGGUCUGGGUGGCCUCGUGCAUGGCAAAAUGAAUAAAUCUAACUCUGGCUCAGGUCGCAGUGGGGAGAAUGGAGGGGAAAAAGCAAAGAAAAAGGAGUCUAAGACAUCCAAGGGAAGUAAGGAGGAGUCAGGUCAGUCAGCCAGCUCCACCUCCUCUGAGAAGGCCACUAGUCCCUCACCUACAGACAGAGACAGACCUUUCAGCUCCUCCCCCACCGAAAGACAGGAUAGUGCAGGGAAAGUCUCAGGGGACAAGACCCUGGAAAACUGGAAAUAUAGCACCGAUGUCAAGCUCAGCCUCAAUAUCCUGCGGGCUGCCAUGCAGGGAGAGCGCAAGUUCAUUUUUGCAGGCCUCCUGCUCACCAGCCAUCGACACCAAUUCCAUGAGGAGAUGAUCAGCUACUACCUGACCAAUGCUCAGGAGCGCUUCAGCCAGGAGCAGGAGCAGAAGAGGAAGGAGGCUGAGAAGAAGCCUGUUGUCACCAGUGAGGUUCCCGUGAAGAAGCCUGAGCAUGAGACUGUCUUCCAGAGGGAGAGAUCGGACAGCUCGCCUCCAGAGAGCUGCUCUCCCGUCCUGCCCCACCACACCCACACCUACAACCACAGCUCACAGCCCCCGCUGGCUCUCAAGAUGCAGGGCAGGAACAGCCCCACUCCUGCAGCCGCUUUUGUCCCAGUCCCACCUCUCACCCCACCUACAGCCUCCCACCAUGUUUCUCAACCAGUGCCAGCCCCUGCGCCUUACUCCUCCCCCAGUAUUGGUGCUAAGAGACCUGGGCCCGUUCCUGUGUCUGCCCACUACAGCCAUACACCACCCAUCCAGAGGCACAGUGUGAUUCACUUACAAGAUGUCAACAGGCAGUCCUCCAUCUUCCAAGAUGACCCCUAUAAGCCUGUGGUGGGCACCCUAAAGACAUGCGCCACCUACCCCCAGCAGAACCGCACACUCUCUUCCCAGAGUUAUAGCCCUGCUCGCCUGUCAGGGGUCCGCACUGUUAACACCUUGGAGGCACUGUCCUACAACAUGCCCGGUGAACACAAGUCCCACACCUACACCAAUGGAUUUGAUGCGGGAGACAUUCAGGACUGCCUUGAGUUUGCUGAUGAGGACAACUCAUCUCACACCUGGCUCAACCAAGACAAAACCAAAGGGCGGAGGUCUGUAAGCCCUUUGUACUGCUUUCAGCAGCGCCGCUGCAAGAGAGAGAAUUGCUCCUUCUAUGGCAGGCCAGAGACAGACAACUACUGCUCCUACUGCUACAGAGAGGAGCUGAAACGCAGGGAGAGCAAAGUGCAGAGGCCUGCAUAGCCAUCACAACCACCUCAGCCACUUGUCAGCAAGGCCGUUAGAGACUUGAGGGAACAACACCAUCUGCACUCUGCAUUUAGAAUAACACGAUGGCAAACCUUUUCCUAUUUUGUUGAAGAAUGCUCUUGUAUUCCUGUCACCCUUCCCUUGUUAGUAAAGAUUCUUACUUUAUGAUGGGGGAAGCAGAACUUGAAACGGUGAGCAGCUUUGGCCAGAUAUUGUGCUUUUGUUUUCUUUCUGUCACUGAAUUUAGUCUUUUACUUGUUUUAGAGUAAAAGUCAUCUCUGUGUGAUGUAACUUUCUGUAUGUGAGGGAAAGUUCUUUAUUUUUCAAAGUGCAAAAGAUUUGCAUCUCAUUAGGAGGGAACAUUUUAGCUCUUUUAAUCGGUUUGAAUGCAAUACCUCUGCUUGAUUCUUCAAAAUCUCUGUGAAAAAUUUGUAGUUGUUUUGCAAUCAAAGUAAAUUUAAUGGGAGAUUAAUAUUAGACUUUAAAGCAAUAAAUUGGUGAUUUUUGCUACACCCUUUCUCACUUCUGUCUAUGCACCAAUAAUAUAGCUACUGUAGGUUAACUGUGUCUUGUAAAUUGUAAAGGAUUGUCUCAGUGCUUUUGUAAACAAAUUUGAGCUACAGGAAAUUAAAACGUCUAAGCAGUAUAGAGAAUAAUGUUGGAUUAGGAUGAAAUAUAAAAUUACCCAAUUUGCUAAGCGUACCUUUGCUCUUACUAGGGAGCAAAGGAUUCCUGUAUCAGAAUUGAACUAAAAAGAUCGUCCCGGAUAUCAUUUCACAUUUUUGCCCACAGUCAACCUCCGAAAGACCACAAGCACUGCCGAACUGGCUUCCUUAAAAAAAAUCACAAUUCAAAUUUUCAUAACAAUUUUGAGCAAUGUGCAUAGGAUGACUUGCUUCUCAAAUAUGCAGUGUUUAUGGUGUGUUUCUCUGAGUUGCCUCUUAACUACUCUAUUCGGUAAAUGUGGUAGAUGAGAAGAAUUGUGGGUAGGGUAGUGAGAGCAGGCUGAUGCAUAUUUGUCUGAAGUGUGAUUACAUGUCUCAUCUCCCCUACACACACAACACAAUGUGCAAUCAUGCUAUUAUGUGGUGACCUGCAGUAUAGAUGUGUCACCGGUCCAGUGUGAGGUUGUCUGUCCUUCUUCCAUAUCUAGAGGCCGUUAAAAGAAGCACCUGCUGCUAAGAGCACCUCAAGCCUUUCUGAUCAUCAGUGCUUUAACCAAUCAGUGGGUUUGUAAAACCCCAGGCCUCCAAGUGCUUUCAUUUGACAUGACUACUGUAAUAAUGCAGUGUUUGUGUUGCUGUUUGUUCUGGUGAUGCUUGGAUAAUGUACCGUGCUGUCCUUAAGCAAGUGUGUCCUGGCCAAGGAUGUCCACUGCUCCCUCGGUUCGCUUCUGUCUCUCUCCUGUACACACUGCAGUGUUGCUCCUCUUUGUUUCUAUGUGACCAGUUCAUGAACUCUUACCAUAUUAGGACUGUAAGAUAUGAUUUUGUAUUCCUUUCAGAGUUUUACACUACUUUAAAUUAUUAACUUGCACAUUAGGU